Polistes canadensis is the source of this 2486-nucleotide messenger RNA. Its product is annotated as ribonuclease H2 subunit A. Lineage: Eukaryota; Metazoa; Arthropoda; Insecta; Hymenoptera; Vespidae. The record is from RefSeq and is a predicted model, not a curated record. The transcript is spliced from 2 exons. Bases 174 to 947 code for a protein of 257 amino acids. Gene Ontology annotation, cellular component: ribonuclease H2 complex. Gene Ontology annotation, biological process: mismatch repair; DNA replication, removal of RNA primer. Gene Ontology annotation, molecular function: RNA binding; RNA-DNA hybrid ribonuclease activity.
AAACGUAAUAAUAAAAAACAGAACGGAAUUGACGUCUUACUUUGAAAAGAUCGACCAUAGCAAUAAUGACAUUUAUUUUUCCGAGUAUUAUUUUGUAGAUUCCAAAUGUUUGUCGCGAUGAACCGUGCCAAUUGGGCGUAGACGAAGCAGGAAGAGGUCCUGUAUUGGGUCCUAUGGUAUACGGAAUAGCUUAUGCACCAUUGUCCCAGAAGCAAUUACUCGUAGACUUAGGUUGUGCAGAUUCAAAAAGCUUAACGGAAAAUCAAAGAGACUGUAUUUUUGAUAAAACAUGCCAAGCAAGCGAUCAAAUAGGAUGGGCCGUGGAUGUGAUAUCUCCUAAUGUCAUUGCCAAUAGUAUGUAUCGUCGUAGUAAAGUAUCUUUAAACGAGCUAUCCAUAGAUUCAGCAAUUGGAUUAAUCAAGCAGGCUGUUAAAGCUGGUGUAAAUGUGAAACAAUUAUACGUCGAUACAGUUGGAAAGCCAGAAAAAUAUCAAUCUCGAUUGGAAGAAAUAUUUCCCGAGCUAGAUAUCGUUGUUGCAAAAAAAGCAGAUUCUAUUUAUCCGAUCGUUAGUGCUGCAAGUAUUUGCGCCAAAGUUUGCAGAGAUCAUGCAAUACGUGCGUGGCAAUUUCGCGAAGGUUCUAACGAAAGUGAAUAUGGCAGUGGAUAUCCUAAUGAUCCGGUAACUAAGAAAUGGUUGUUAGCCAACAUUGAUUCCGUAUUCGGCUUUCCACAGAUUGUUCGUUUUAGUUGGUCUACAGCAGAAAGGAUUCUUGAAUCUAAUGCAUUAACCGUAGAGUGGGAAGAAAUAGAGAAUCCUGAAACGCGUAAAGAGCAAAAGAUAUCUAAUUUCUUUGCCAAAUCACCCUUGAAACCUUUCAAUAAGUUUCACUUUAAAAAGCAUGCUUUUUUUACAGAAAGAUGUAUCAACAAUGCUGGUACUCUAUGAUUUCCCUCCUUCCGAGGUUACCAUCGACGUAAUAGAAAUGAUAUUUUGUAGUCGAAUCUUUUUUUUUGUUUAUGAUUUUAUUUCCUUGGUAUACAAGAGAUAUUUGGACAGAAUUCUCUUCUUUUUAUAAAUCUCAGUACUUUGAAAGAUCAGUAAUAUAGUGAUAUUUUUUUCUCUAUUUCUUAACUUAACAUCAUUUUACCUUUUAAUCUUAUACAUACAUAUAUAACGUACGUUUUAUUUAUGUACAUAUGUACAAAAUAUUCUCGUCGUCCGUCGUCAUAUAUGAAAUUUUAUACGAGAUAUAUAUAUAAAGGUAUAGAAUAUCUUUACAUAUUCUACGACUAUAAUUAACAAUUAGGAAUGUUGUGAUCGCGAAAAUUGGAAUAUCUUUGGUACACACAGUCGUACACAGUCUAGAUUUACAUACUUUACAAUCAUCCUAAAAUAUGACAUUAUUAUAAUUUAAGUGAUUUUUACCGACUAGAAUGAUCAAAGCCAUAAUUUAGAGAACGCAAUGUUAAUUGAUUUUCUUCUUGUUCAUUUUUCCAACGUCUUCAAGCGUCCAAUGUUUCCAAGGUCUUAAACCACGAGAAAUGAAUCAGCUUGGACAAUGGUUUUACUCGUUAAAUUGACCUUAACGCUUAACAACUGAAUAAACAUCGACUUACAGUCCGAUGAUCAAUUAUAAGAUUUAUUUAUUUGACAAGUAUGUGUGAUCGUGAUUAGAAUGGUGAUUAGAAUGGCGAUUAGAAUGGCGAUUAGAAUGGCGAUUAGAAUGGCGAUUAGAAUGGCGAUUAAAAUUGUGACAUGCAUUGGAACGUGUAAUGGCAUGCCGCCUGGCGAUCGGUAUAUGAAAAGUGUUUAAUCGUAAGUAAGAAAUUUAAUCGUAAAUAUAAUAACGACGGUAUGAUUACAAACUCUGACGCAAUUAUACGUAAAUAGGAAAAAAGUACGUGUCUAUAAACGUACAUAGUGUACCUGGACAGGUGAACAGUUGGUUCGAUCGAGUUUGGGGUGAUUUUACCUGUCAAAAUAAGUCGACGAACAAAGAGUAAUAUUUUGUUGUUCUCUUUUGAUUAUGAAAGAGACUUAUUUUGACAUGUAGCGGAUGACCGGAUACACCCUGUUUUGUAUCUGAAAAAUGAAAAUUCUAUCGAUCGUUCGUUGAUCUAUUUGUUUUGUCUUAUUAAAUGAUUCAUUCGCGAUAAGAUCGAUAGAACGCGAUCGAGUUGAAUGACAGAUUGAUUACGAAUAAAUACAUAUGUUAGUUUCAUAGAUUUGAUAUAUCUACUUGCAUAUAAAUAAUGUGAAGAAUUCUUAAUCGGUUCGAGCCCGAUUUCUUCCUACACCAUACACUAUAUUUUGCCUUUUUUCUUUCUUGCCAAAUAUCAAUGAUUUUUUAAUUUGCAAGCGAAAAUAAUUUUUACUUGUUAGUAUAUCCUGACGAAGACAUCGGUGAAACUACAUAUUAUCGAGUAGAAAUACGAAAAGAAAAAAAAAAAAACCAAAUUAUCUAGCGGAUUGAAUGAUUAUCAA